UAUCUCCAUUAAGCAUUCAACGAAACCGAAACCCCGGAUCUAAGAGCGACAAUGUCGACUAUCCCGGUAAAGCGCGGCCAGGUCUGCGACAACUGCCGAUUCCGCAAGGUCAAGUGUGAUCGCGGGUUGCCCUGUAAGAACUGUCACAUCGGAGACCUCCGUUGCCAGUAUCGCCACAGCAUUCGGAAGAAAGGCCCAAAGCAGGGUCAAGGGAGACGACAGACGCAGCUGAGACAGGGUCUGAGUAUUGAUGAGUAUCAAUUCCAGAUACUUACCUCGGAAGCGCCGCCUGGAUCUACCAGUAACGCCAAUAGUCGUCAAGAUCCCUCAACAGACCAACCCGACGCCCGGUCAUUCUCAUCUCCACCAACAAACAUCGGCUCUGCUCCACAACCAGAGCCAGAACCGGAAUCGGAUUCGACAACACCUCCUAAUGACGCGACUAUCAAUACUGGAGACCUCUGCAAACGCAUGUCACUAUCGCUCGUUGCUCACAUACGGCUCUUCCAGAGAUUUCUCUACCCCAUUAUGCCAGUCGUCGACGACGACGUCCUCGCCGAUGCAGCCCGACUGGACGACAUACCACCUUCCAGAUACGCUCUAAUCCUUGCAAUAUGUGCCGCAACAAGAAUGCAACUCCGGCUUGACAAGAGGAUCGACAACUGUGAGAAUGACCUGAAUACGCAAAUCCCAGCCGAGCCACGUUUGACAGGAGACAUGCUCGUCAACUUGGCUGAGACCUCACUCCGCCAAUACAGCGUGAUAGAUGAUACGACUCUCGAUUCAGUACUCGUCUCCUUCUUCCUAUUUGCAAGCUAUGGUAAUCUCAACGAUCCGCGUCACGCCUGGUUCUAUCUCAAUCAGAGCAUCACCCUCGCCCAGUCUCUUGACCUGACAAAAGAGUCUGGCUACUAUGGUCUACCCGCUGAACAACGCGAGAAGAGACGACGCGUUUUCUGGCUUCUCUUUGUUACAGAAAGAACCUUUGCACUCCAGCACAGAAGAUCCGUCAUGCUCCGAAGCACAGUCAACAAGCCCCAAAUCGUCGAUUCAAAUUGCCCUGUAGUGAUGCACGAUUUUAUAAAUCACAUUCGCCUUUUCGAAUCUCUCCCAUAUUCACUGUACGAAUGGCAGCCGGAGGGCGAUGAUCAGCGCUUCGAUGACUUGAAGCUUGUAAAUACAAUCAACGAGAAGCUCUGCAGUGUGCAGCCAGACCAGUCGAUCAUAGAGAGUCAACGAUUCGAUACGCUCAUCACUCAACAGUGGUUACGGAUAUCCAUGUGGAGGAUUGCAUUUGGCCAGAAUCCAUCGUCGGCGUCUGGCUUCGGACUACUUCUUCCGCCUUCGCUUCCAAUGGAUGCAGGCAAGAUCAUCAUGUCUGCCUUGGGGUCUGUUGGAACUAAGUCGAAAGACUGCCAUGGCAUCGGGAUGGAACAAAAGCUUUUCGAUGUCGGCGUCAGUCUCGCAGAUACCGCCCAACUCCCUGGCUGGACCUAUUCUGCACUCGAAAAUGGCCCUCGGGACUUGCUCUCCGUCGUGAUCCAUGCUCUAUCAGCCGUUCGAGGCGCUCAGUCUCACUUGUUGCCCAAUCUUCUCAAGCACUCAGAGACAUUAUUUGCUCUUGCAGAUCCCAGCGCGCAUCUCGAUCUCCAAUGGGAUAUGCAAGAGGCUGGAAAUGAUGAGAGGCUAGCGAUUGUUGAGGAACUGUCGCCCGAAGAUGAACAGCCCGUGGAUCCGUUGGGCUGGGUACCAGAUGGUAAUCUCGAUAUGCUGGAUUUGAGUACACCUGUUGUGACGACAAGUUGGGAGGAUGCCACGAUAUCGUGUGGCCAGUUUGAUCCCGAGAUCGGACUUUCUUUCAACUGAUGUGCAAAAGCGUGCUUCAUGUUGAAAAUCUAUCCAAUAUGCUCGUGUUUGGGUUUUCCAUUUCACGUCAACUUUCUGGUGUCCUUGAUAUCUUUACAUAGCCUCCUACCCGAUUCCAUUAUACCCUCUCUAGUAGAACAACCUUACUAUCAUAAUCUGUACCAAAUCGAAACUGAAUUCCUCCAUUCAUCAAUGUCGCGCCCGAGUACGUCUCCACGCCGUCAAGCUUAUAUCUCGCCGCUGCGUCAAGUCCAGCCAGUCGAAGCAGAGGAUAGUUGAGAACGGUAGUUGCCCUGAUUUGAAAGGCAAACAAAACCGCCUGACUUCCGUCCUCUGAUACAAAGAUCGCAGCAGGGAAGUUGGAGUCCUCGGGCAACACUAAUCGCCACAUAUCUCCCUUGAUAAUGACGGGAUUGAUCUUCGCUGCGAGCUUGAUGAGCUCUGGGAUCUGUGCCUUGUCUUCCUCAGGCGUAUGAUCAGGGUUUAACUCGAAACCGAAUGAGCCACCCAUCAUCGCGACGUGGGCUCUGAAGCUCAUUGGGAUUGAGCGUCCAGUCACAUCAUUUGGCGCAGAGCAAACAUGUGCGCCCAUUGUCGAGGGUGGGUACACUAAAGAUGUGCCGAACUGGAUAUGGAUGCGGUCGAAGGCGUCCAUGUUGUCUGAAGUCCAAACUUGCGGGAAGUAUUGCAAGAUGCCAGGAUCAAAGCGACCUCCACCAGAUGCACAGCCUUCCCAAAGGACAUCUGGAAAUCGAGCAGUGAGCACGUCGAAGACAUGGUAGAUACCGAGCAUGUACGCGUGAUGAUUGUCUGGCGUGGGGCUUUCGUGCAUCGCUCGAUUGUUAUCCCACUUGACAUAGCUGACUGGAACAGUUUCUAAGAUCUUGGAUACAGAGCUGAUGAUAAAGUCCUGCACAUCUGGGAGCGCAGCGUUCAGGACCAGUUGUUGGCGAGUUUCGCUGCGAGCGUAGUUUCCAGCGCUCAGAACCCACUCAGGAUGC
This is a messenger RNA of Fusarium verticillioides 7600, 2867 nucleotides long. RefSeq lists its product as hypothetical. Gene Ontology annotation, biological process: regulation of DNA-templated transcription; DNA-templated transcription. The record is from RefSeq and is a predicted model, not a curated record. Gene Ontology annotation, molecular function: DNA-binding transcription factor activity, RNA polymerase II-specific; zinc ion binding; DNA binding. The coding region runs from base 52 to 1866 and encodes 604 amino acids. NCBI's taxonomy places the organism in Eukaryota, Fungi, Ascomycota, Sordariomycetes, Hypocreales, Nectriaceae. The transcript has 3 exons.